GCCUAUCCUUCUCACUUCCAAGUAUGUACCAAUGAAUUAAAUCCAUUUGACAUAAUUAUAUUUUUCCUCUGCAAGGCCUUAGAUUUCAGUGAUGAUGAAAAGGAAAAAGAAGCCAAACAGAGGAAAAAAUCUCAGAUUCAGGGCCGGAAAAAAUUCAAGUCUGAAUCUAAUGAAUCAAGUGAAAAUUUUUCAGAAGUACAUCAGAAUUGGAAUGUUCAUAGCUCUGCUUCAGAGCAUUCAAAAGGAUAUCGUAACAGAGAAUUCUCACGAGGAUUUUCCCGGGGUAGAUAUCCUCGACCUUGCCACGGCAGGCCUCCAUCGCCACAGUUUUAUAACUCUGAGCAUAUGGUGUUUCAGGAGACUUCAGGAUUUCCACCUCAGAGACAAGAGAAUCCUAUCAUGCCACAGUAUCCCUUUCCUCCUCCAGUGUUUGACAUGCACAGUUUUUCACUCCCUCCUCCUCUACCACCACUCCCUCCACCUCCACCACCUGCAUCUGUAAACCUGGGGUGGGCUGCACCUAACAUGGCACCUCAUCCAUUAAUUCCCUUACCAUACUCCAUUCCCCCCCCCCCCCCACCACUGCCUCCACCCCCCUCUUCUGGGGAUAGUACUUCUUCCCAUUUUGGAUCCUACUACUAGGUGACUGUAUACGUUUCUGGAGAAAUCUGGAUUUUUUAUAUUAUAUGGGAAGAAUUUUUUUUUUUUUUUUUUUUAAAGAAAGCAGUUAGGGGGCUAGAUUUUUAACAUUGUAAAAUACUAAAUGAUUCCUUCAGUUGUAAGUUGAUAUAUAUUUGUAAUCUUUGUGAAAUUGUAUCCAUAUGAAAAUUUCACUUUUGUGGAGGAGAAAAUCUAACUAUGUAAUAUUUAAUUAAAACUGAAUCCAUGUUUUCCCUAUCCCUGCUCAAUUUAACAGUGUAUAUAGGUCUAAUAGAUCUGGAGCAACUUUCAUCAUGGGUUAAAAUAUAUUGAACACAUCGAUUGUCUUCUUGGUAUAUCUGAAAAUAAGAUGUUGAAAUCUUGUUGAGAGUCUUUAAAAUAAACUAUUUUUACAAAUGUA
Leptonychotes weddellii (Weddell seal) is the source of this 1060-nucleotide messenger RNA. Lineage: Eukaryota; Metazoa; Chordata; Mammalia; Carnivora; Phocidae. The record is from RefSeq and is a predicted model, not a curated record.